UGCCGCUGUUCAUCGGCUUCGUGGGCUUGGGGCUCAGCCUGAUGUUGCUCAAGUGGAUCGUGGUGGGCUCCGUCAAGGAGUACGUGCCCACCGAGCUGAUGGAUUCCAAAGGGAUCGAGCAGGACCCGUUCUUCCUCUCCAAGCAGCCCACCACGCCGCCUAAGAGCAUGGACACCACCACCACGUCGAGCACCACCACCACGUCGAGGACCCCCAAUCGGAUCAGUACCCGCAUUACCACGAUGACCAAGGCGCCCACCCGCUUCCCGGGCACCCGGGGGCGCGAGUCGGGGCCGCGAUCCACCACGGCGCGCCACACGGUCGCCCCACCGACCCUCCUGGCCGCCGCCACCACCACCACCGCCGCCCCUUCCAGCACCACCUUCCUGAUCUCCCGCCCGGCGCCCGGCGCCCCGGGGACCCAGCCCCUGCCCAUCUGGCCCACUGCGGCAUACACUACCUCCUCCUACAAGACCUAUCUUCAGGACUCGGCGCCCUCCUGGACCUUAUCCCCCUUCCAAGAGGCCAGCACGACCACCACCGCCACGCCAGAGGCCAACACUAGCCCCAAACACCCCUGACUCAUCUUGCAAGAUUUUUGUGGAAAUGAAUGAAGGAGGACAGCCAAGCACACUACAUCGAACUUGCUGGAGGAAAGGUGGAAUAUAAACCUAACAAACGAAUGUAGGUCAGAUCAAGUAAUAAAUCCCAGCGCUGUAUUUUCAAGAGCUGACAGCCAAGUACAUUAGAAUGAGAAUGGGGAAUCCUUGAUCCUUCAGAUGAUGCUGGACUCCAAUUCCUCUCUCUCUCCUGUCUAUGAUGAAGCUGGUGAAGGAUGAAAGGAACUGGACUUCAAAAACUCGUGGAAAGCUACAGCUCCCUCGUCCCUACCGUAAGAAGGUCACAAUCACCUUGUAAUGAUUGUCUCCUUUUAUAUGGUCAUAGCACUUGAUAGCCAGUAGCUGUCUUUCACAUUGACCAUUUAGUCGAUAUGAGUUUGGUUCAUCCUUCUCAAAACUGUAAGGGCCAAAUGUUUCUCUUUGUGGCAAUGUAUGGUACGGGAGAGAGCUGAAUAAAAAUGUAGUCAUGAGGGGGCAAGGUAUAAAAUGUUUCCUUGUAAACAUACGUCUGAAUGCAUGCAUAUUUGUAUGCAUUUCUGUUAGUAACUACAUAAAACACACAUUUUACACAAGUACUGUAUCCAAAUAUCAGUGUUGUUUGCUUGCUUUAAUUAGAGAAUGGCACUGAAAAGUUUGGAAAUGGCUGGAAACUAUAAAACAACUUGGCCAUAAAUUGCAAACUUAAUA
Molecule: messenger RNA, 1307 nt
Organism: Pogona vitticeps (central bearded dragon)
Lineage: Eukaryota; Metazoa; Chordata; Lepidosauria; Squamata; Agamidae
Source: RefSeq, a predicted model, not a curated record